AUGAUAGCUGUAUUUGCUAGCCGUGCUGCAGAUGUACUAGUGCCAAGCCUUGUUGGACUUGGAUUUGGACUGUUUCUAGCACUAGAGCUACUAGAUUCCGAACUAGAGGUGAUUAUCAUUCAAAAAUACCCACUAUAUAAUCAUACACACUAUAAUUUGAGUGGUAACCAAGUAUCUAUGCAGGAUUUACCUCAAGUUAGCUCCUCAAAAUCACUCUUAGUUGGCACAGAGACACAGAUUAACAAAGACUCGCCAGACUCCCCAGGGACUCGCCAGACUCCCCAGAGACUCCCCAGGGACUCGCCAGGGACUCCCCAGAGACUCCCCAGGGACUCGCCAGGGACUCGCCAGACUCCCCAGGGACUCCCCAGGGACUCCCCAGAGACUCCCCAGGGACUCCCCAGGGACUCCCCAGGGACUCGCCAGGGACUCCCCAGGGACUCCCCAGAGACUCCCCAGGGACUCCCCAGGGACUCCCCCAGGGACUCGCCAGACUCCCCAGAGACUCCCCAGAGACUCGCCAGACUCCCCAUAGACUCCCCAGAGACUCCCCAGGGACUCGCCAGGGACUCCCCAGAGACUCCCCAGGGACUCGCCAGGGACUCGCCAGGGACUCCCCAGGGACUCGCCAGGGACUCGCCAGGGACUCGCCAGGGACUCCCCAGGGACUCCCCAGGGACUCGCCAGGGACUCGCCAGGGACUCGCCAGAGACUCCCCAGAGACUCCCCAGGGACUCGCCAGGGACUCCCCAGGGACUCGCCAGGGACUCACCAUGUAACACUAUAUAA
Procambarus clarkii (red swamp crayfish) is the source of this 789-nucleotide messenger RNA. RefSeq names its product coiled-coil domain-containing protein 86-like. The record is from RefSeq and is a predicted model, not a curated record. NCBI's taxonomy places the organism in Eukaryota, Metazoa, Arthropoda, Malacostraca, Decapoda, Cambaridae.